Baudoinia panamericana UAMH 10762 is the source of this 434-nucleotide messenger RNA. RefSeq lists its product as uncharacterized. The coding region runs from base 90 to 308 and encodes 72 amino acids. NCBI's taxonomy places the organism in Eukaryota, Fungi, Ascomycota, Dothideomycetes, Mycosphaerellales, Teratosphaeriaceae. The record is from RefSeq and is a predicted model, not a curated record. The transcript has a single exon.
GAAGCGAGCCAUCUCUCGCAGUCGGCAUUCAGCAUCAACUAGGCCUGGCGUCACAGGCGGGCACAUCAUUGAGCACUAUUUUCUGACUCAUGCAACUUCUUGCAGCGACGAGUCGGUACAACCGCAAUCAUCGAUCACAUCAUCUCCUGGCGAUCUUGCAUCGAGGCAACACAGCACAACCUUUUUCUGGACACCCGCACCAUCUCUCCGCCAUCCUUUGCACAUUGGUUUUUCUCACAGCAUCAACAAUGCAUCGCAGCAUGAUUUCUUGCUACGCCGCAUUGCUAGCAUGUGAGAAGACAGGCUGAACAGGGUUGGGUUGAUCAGUGGGUAAUGUGAGAGAGGAACUCCGUGUAUAGUGUGGUGGUAGUCUGACUGGAUAGCUACCAUACAAAAUGUCUCCAAACAACCAGUGCUUGUGAUUUCCACAUGUA